AAAUUGCAAUCAACCAACCUCCUACCUGAUAAUGCUGUAGCUGCUGGCUCCAGAAGCCCUUCUGCUUGGAGAAAACUGGACUCACUCGAAUUAAAUAGUGUAUAAAUUUAUAGAAAACUAUCAAUCAGACUCAAAUUGGUGCGGGCGAAUAGCUAGAUUACCACACAUUAGACAUUAUUAAAUAUUUAAAACCUUAUCAAAACAAAAAGAAAUGAGCCAAAAGAGAUCGACCGAUUUAUACAAGCUUGGGAGAGAGACACUAAGUAUUGAAUAUUGGAUUGUAGUGGUCCAAACAAGCAUUCCGGAAAAGUUAAGUGUCACGUUACGGUACAUGGAAGCGUUGAAGUUGUCGGAGUCGGAAGUCAACUUCUACUUCAGUGCUUUCGAUAGCUGUGAUGUCGAAAAAAGUGGGAAGCUACCAACGGAGUGUGUAAGAAAAUUUUUGUCCCGCUUCGCUAUUUCGGAUGUCUUGAUAAACGAUAUUGUACAAUUAUCAAGUCCAUCUCCCUGUGGCUUGUGGGGACGGGUAAAUUUCUUCACGGCACUAAAGUACGUUUCCCUCGCUCAGAGUGGAAUUCCGAUGUCUAGAAAUGAGUUAAUCAGAAACAGAGAAAGUCUCCCCCUCCCAGCAUAUCGUGAUAUAUGUGUACCGUUAAUGGAAAACGAUGUGCCCACAGGAGAGCAUUCUUCACACGGUCCUGCCUCCGCUGGUGAUUAUUCCAAUGUAGACAAACAGUUUAAUGGACGUAUUUCUCAAAAAUUGAGGCCUAAAGAGAAUCAAACAACUCUAAAUAACAGUGUUUUGAGAGACAGUGCUGAAGAGUCAUGUUUUUCUUCAUGGCCCAAGUGUUACGACGAAGAGCAAAGUCUUUUAACGGAGGAAAUUAUCAAGCCUGAUAAUUCUGUCUCCUACGAUAACGAAAACAAAACUUCCAGAAAUUCUGAUUGGUGGAUUCCAAACAAGUCAUUCCGGAAAGGAGUACAUUUGAACACCGAUCACUCAUCGUCUCGAUCUUCUGGUACCAUUACUUCUCAGGACUCUAACUCGUCUACUUACUAUGGAAGCACUAUUGAAGAUUGUAAAAAUAUCAAGAAAUUACGUGAUACUAGUGUAUGGAGUUAUCGAGAUUUACCCGAUCACUCAUAUGAUCAGCUUAGUGAAAUUCAACCAAAAGGGAGUCCUACCGACCACUCUUUACAGAACACUGAUUCUCAAUGUACAAAUUCUGAGGACAAAUAUCAAUUUUCACUGAAUAGUGCCAAAAAAUCUGAAGUUAACAAAUGGAGAGUAUCACACUGUCGUAGCUCUUCAUUCCCAUUCUCACAAUAUAAUAACACUUAUUGUAAUCGAAAUGAGAAGCGUAAAGAAAAAUGGUUAGCAUCAUUCGCAUUACAAUCAAAGAGAGAAGCUGAAUACGCAUCACAGUUUGAUGAGUUCUUUAUUUCGAAAGACAUCGGUAGCGUUACUAAUUGCCAUUUGGUAGUAACACGCUCGGAAGUAACGCAAUUAUUUACAGCUCAAUAUAAAAUCUCGUCAGUUGAUUUCGACAAUAUUUGGUUAACUGCUGAUAUCAAUCGGGACAAUUAUUUAGAUAAAGCUGAAUUUUGUUUAGCUAGUCAUUUGGCACAUUUGCUUGGUCAUCGUGGUUUAUCAUUGUAUGAUGCCGUUAGUGCUUGCAAACCUUAUAUCAGUAAAAUUACUAGAAAGUUAAGAAAAUAUGAAGCCAAAGGUAAUCAAUUCGACCUUCCCCACUUAGAAUAUUUAUGCGCCACUGGCUUACUGAACAAUGAUUCAAAAUAUGAUUCAAUAAAUAAUCCAUUGCUAAAGCAACAUUCUGCAAUAGACAUUUUUAAUAAAAGAAAUCCAAUUGUUCUUGAUGAUUCUUCUUAUUCCUUGAAUAUGGAUUCUGCUUUUGGCAUUUUUGAAACUAAUUCUAAAAGUUUAUAUUAUAAUUCGUUUGAAAACUUGUCACACGGUCCUGUUGUUAGUUGUGAUAGUUGUAGUAAGUCUUCAUCCUCUACUGGAAUCGUUAGUAGUUCCUCAUCAUCAUCAUCUUCGUCCUCCAAUUCAUCCUCUUCACGUUUAUCUGCAUCACCAUUUUCGUCUUCUGAAAUUAGUGGUUCUAUUGAUUCAGUGCAUUUAUCAAGUGAAAAGACCAGUACAAAUAACCCGUAAGAUGAUACGGUUCACUAUUAUUAUUAUUAUUAUUAGCUUUGUUCAAUAUUAUAUUUUUGGUACAAUAUAGAAUUUUAAGCAGAAUGUAUGUCAACAAGUUUCCGUUCCUUACUUCUUGAUCGAUCCUGACGACAAAUAUUGAGUGAUUGUCCAGUCAAUCGACAUCUAAAUAAUGUACAUUGUUUUCGCUGCAUAUUGCUAGCAACCACGAUAUCUGUGAUUGGGCCGUUGUAACUUUUACAACGAAAAUUUAUACACUUUUCAGAAACGCACCUGAAUAAGUUAUGCGAUUAAUAGCCAUAUUGAUGUAUUAAAACAAACAAAAUCAGAUAACAUGUUGAAAUAUCUAGAUAGCAGGAACAGGUAGCCCAGAUGUUGAAGCAGACCGCCUUUUAUUAACUGUUCGUCUGUAAUUUUGACUUCUUGAAAAUUUGUGUUUUAUCAUCUGAGUUGUUUGUCAAAAAAAGAAUUUUUUAAGUUUUCAGACUUAGUAGUUCUGUUAAUAACUACUGUUUAUUACAGAAAAUUCUCAUCUUUUUCCACUUUGAGUUAAUCGUGGCUGAAGUGAAGUUGUGAUCUAGUUAAUAAUCAGUCUUUACAAUUAAAAGUAUCAAAUACUCAACAUGUGGACUAAAACUGUUCGUCCAAAUCCUGGGUAAUAUUGGUAUAUACCAGAUAUAAAAUUAAGAACUUAUUAUUACAAUAUGAUUUGAUUUUCUUUAUAAAGCUUUCUAACAGAACAAGACUUUCUUAUGGUUAUUGAGUAGAGAAAAUUCAACCUCUGAUUGGCUGACCUACUAUGUUUAAUCUACUUUGUGAAAAUGCAUUAAUAUCUAUAGUUUACGAGUGGAAAAUUUUUAGAUUGCUUUGUGAAAUGCUGUAUCGCCGAUUCAAAGUGAUUAGUGUUCUGAACUGUUAAAAAAAUUGUAAAUAGAGUUUUAGCCUUUGAAUUACAUUUAUCUUACUGAAUUGAGCUGCCAUUACUAUGCUGAUAUAAUCUUCAUAUAUAUUAAAAAAUAUCUAGCAAUUUUCAGAAUCCACAGAAUAACUGCUUCUGAAACUUGUGUGCGAUCCCAACCAUUCACUUCAGUGAGAAAACCGCAGUUGAGUAGGGAGCUUUCAUUAACGAACCCGAAUCCAAAAACCUAUGGACAACCCAUUCAUACUCCUCAGGAAGUCAACUAAUAGCCUAUGUCUAUUUCCUGAGAGAGUUAAGUCUAAUCUUAAUCAAUAGCGUGUGAUCGUCAACACCUCUCACUUAUUAGCUGACCUGUAUCUGAUUAACCCAGUAUGUUACAUUUCCUCAUUUUAAUAAAUGAAAAACUUGUGUUAUUUGAUUAACACAUACUUGAGUUAGAUAAGGACGUCUAUAAUCUAUUAUAUUUCCGUGUAACAACAAUUUACUGUCCGUUUCUUUCAAAAAAAAGUUAGCUGUAAUUUAAAAAUCAAGUGUUUAAACUUUAGAGUAUUAUAAGCAGAGAUGGAUAUUGGCUAGCAGUGGAAUGUGAAUUAAGGUAUAUCGAGGCAAUACGCACAGUAUGCACAUAUGCCAAUUAGAGAUUGACCAGUUGCAGUCCUAAACACAUCGAUGGGAAGAUCCAAACAAACAAUACUAAGUGAAUUUAGAGUAUUAUGUUAUCAAAAUGUGAAUUCGAGCCAUGGAUUCAUAUUUUAUUGAUAUCUUUAUGCUGAAUAUCAUAUUUUUUUUAAUUUCAAACAUUACUUGCCUUUUUACGUCUUUGGUAUGUGGUUGUAACUGAAAUCCAGGGCUUAUGUGUCCACUUGUUUGUUACUUGUCAGAUGGAUGUACAUGCAUCCUAGUGUUAGUGUUUAGACUGAUACUCGAGUCUAGUUUCUUUCUAAAAGCUAUGUCGAACGAUUUUUUAGUAGGUCCUUUUAUGGGAACAGAAAUUGGUCAGUCGUAGCCCUGCAUAUUAACAACAAAACACCAUUGACUCUUAGUGAUAUAAGCGUAUGUUCCUGUAAAGAUUGUUGAAUGGUAUGGUUUAAGUAUAUAUAUAUUUUUUAAAAAUGACCGAAUAAUCUGUAUUCGUUACAAACAUAAUAUCAAAUAUCCCAUCUCACACAAAAAAUUUUAAGUCCCAUUUUAAAAGUAGUUUCCUUCUAACCUCUAUUUCGAUUAACUUCCUCCUUUAUCUUACAAUUAGGUAUAUUGAUCCGAUCCAGUUAUUAUCUGCAAUCACUGGCCAUCGAAAAACGUUUUUAUCUGAAUUAUCUAGUAGUCGUCGACGUCGUCUUUUGUCUUCACUUAUUCGGGAAGCCAAAUCGGUCAAUCAUACGUUACUUCGUUUAAAUAAUGAAAUGCAAGGUGAACUUGCUGAGUUGAAUGAUCAGCGAGUUAAUUUACGUGCACAACUUCAACAUUUGGGGCUACAACCAGCAGUUUGAAGGACAAACUAAACAUUUGUCUGAAAAUUUACCUUCAAAUUUUUAAAAAUUUUAUUCUUAUUAAAAAGUGGACAAUGCUAGUAAAAUCUGAUUUCACAUAGGGUUUAUAUCCGAAGUCUCAAAAUGGAAAAAUAUUAUUGAAAUUUCGCAGUCAAUUUCUGUAUCAUUGUUUACAUAAUAAUAAGUGCAAUGUGGCUAUUUCUGUCGUAAAUUUGACUUUUAGUUGUUUUUUUUCAGGAACGAUCGGUUGUGAACGUUUCUACAUAAUCAUAAUCCUCAAAAUUAGGUUCUUUUUUAUCCAAGUUUUAAAUCGUUUGAUCAUUGCCUAAGGACUAUUUUUCGUAGGCAAUUUUAAUCUCAAUAUAAACACUGUAUUGAGUACAGCUCCACAGGAAAAAAAGACAGUUUUUGUUAGACAUUUUGUAAACUCGAAAAUGCACCGUACUUCUGACCAUAGGAGUUGGUAUACUUUUUCUUCGCUUCCUUUUUUUUAUUAACUUCAUUUCCUUUAUUUGUAUAUUAUCUUCGUUGUAUCAAGACAUUAGUUGAAAUUUUACUCAAAAUUAUGCAUGUUCUCCUGAUUAUUGGUUUAUUUCUUCAGUUUUUUCCGUAAUGUUUAAUGUGGCAUAAAUACAAAAAACCUUACCCAUUCCUAUGGCAGUGUGUGAAAAA
Molecule: messenger RNA, 5257 nt
Organism: Schistosoma rodhaini
Lineage: Eukaryota; Metazoa; Platyhelminthes; Trematoda; Strigeidida; Schistosomatidae
Source: the annotation of a GenBank genome assembly